AGCGUAGAAUAUUUAAAGCCUGAGUUUCGUACCGCCGUGUAUCUUGUCGGUGUUGCUGGUCUACGGUCAUCGUUGUUAGUCAUCGAACGUUUAUAGACGGAGAAGAAAUGAUAGAAGUAACUGAUUCGACGCUCUUUUUUGUUUUUCUCUUCUUCAUCUUGGCUGUAGGGCAAAGUAAAGCGGAAAAUGGAUAUGUUGUAGCCAAUGUGACAAACAUCACUUGUAUACAAGGAUCGACGAUAAUCAAGCAAUAUAAUAUCAGUGAAUGUGGGGAUGUCCUGAACUACAAAACUCCCGAUUACAGCACAAUUCCAUUUUCAGAUACAAACAUAACACAAGUUACUUCUAAUCUCAAACAGUCGUUGAAAUCAUUUACUAUGAUUCCAUCGGCAAAUGCGACCUGCAAAACAGCAAGCAUCAAGUACCAAUGCCAGAACGCCUUCCGAUAUCGUUGCAUGGGAGAAUCUGCAGUAGUAGAUACGGAUAACCUUAGAGCAUCCUGUAACGAUGCCAAAACAAGUUGUUCUGCAUUAAGAUCAAUUUAUGAAAAAUAUUUCGAUAUUUUAUUUAACUGCUUAUCUAUUACUUCUCAAACAAUCCCUCUGAAGCAACAUUGCGUCUCCUUUCCAAAGCUAGAAAACGAGCCCUAUUCAUGCGACAGUAAUUUUCAGAUCCUCGUGGCAGGAGGAAGGAAUAAAAGCACCAUCAGUGCAAAGAUCGUCCAAGAACAGCAGUAUCUGAAGAAAGCCAACUUAAGCGACAAGGAAUGCGAGAAAAACGUUGGAGAAGUUAUAUGUAAGAUGACACCUGCGUGCUCUAAAGACAAUACCAAAGUUAUUGCCUUCCUAAGAAAACAGAAAUGCCUUGAAAUGGUCUCAUGUGUAAAUACCACGAAAAAUGAAACUCUGAUAAAAUGGGCCAGCGAAUUGUGCAAUGAUUUCGCCAGCGAUACAGACAAACCAUACCCUCUUGACAAAGUGUACACUAAAAAUGACGUCAGUAGUACAGAAAAACCUGAUAAUGGAGUCAACAAAAACGUUCUGACGUGGAACGCUUUCUUCCUUAUUGCUUUCGUAGCGUCGAAAUUGAGCAUCUAACCGAAGCUUUGCAAGUUCAUGCUUCAAUAUUAUCGACUCUAUUUGAUCGUUAGUUGUGACGAACAUGUUCAACGUAAAUUUAAAAUGCACGAUUUAGAUAUUUACUUAAUUUCUUAUUUAGGACAAUUUGCUAUAUUAUUAUUUGCAAAUUGUAAAUCUUUAUUAAAAUCCUAUGACGGGUGUAACAAUUUUUAAUUCAAAUAUAAAUUAUAAUUAAUAUUUGGUAAUUGUAUAAAAUAGUGAGUUACGGCUUUGAUCA
This is a messenger RNA of Xenia sp. Carnegie-2017, 1356 nucleotides long. RefSeq lists its product as uncharacterized. The record is from RefSeq and is a predicted model, not a curated record. The transcript is spliced from 3 exons. Lineage: Eukaryota; Metazoa; Cnidaria; Anthozoa; Malacalcyonacea; Xeniidae. The coding region runs from base 108 to 1097 and encodes 329 amino acids.